Psylliodes chrysocephalus is the source of this 817-nucleotide messenger RNA. The record is from the annotation of a GenBank genome assembly. Lineage: Eukaryota; Metazoa; Arthropoda; Insecta; Coleoptera; Chrysomelidae.
GUGAAAUACUAUCUAAAUAAUCAUGUUUGCUGUAAAAGUUAUUGCUUUAUUGGCUUUGGCAUUUGUUGCCUCCGCUUCUGACCUCGACAAAGGUUUGGCCAUCAUGGCUUGUGCCAAAAGAGCCAUCAGCGGUGGGGUUCCUGAAUUGGGAGUUCCAUCCCAUGAUCCUUAUGUUGAGCUUAAAACUGUCUUUAAUUGGGCGGGACAAAUUGGUGUCGUUGAUGCCAAAAUUGGAAUCCACAACAUGACCUGGGCUGGUCUUGCCACCUGGAAAUUGUCGGCAAGUCAAAAAAGCUACGACACUGACACCGAUGCUGUCUUUGAUUUCGAACUCUACUGGAAACUUAUGGAACUCGCAGGAAAAUACGAAGCCGAAGAACAUGAACUUUUCUUCCACCAAGAACAACACGGAACAUUCUCUGCUAAGUUAGAAGAAUCAGCGUGGAAGGGUCAAAUCAACUUAACCAAACCAAACGAACACAGCAACGGUACUGUCAACAACGUUAAAAUCGACUGGGAGGUUGAAGAUGUAGAUGUAAAAAUUACUGGAUUGGGCAUUGCUGGCAAAGCAGUAACAAAGUCCAUUGAAGUCGCCGUUAAAAACGCUUUAAACCUUAAAUUGAUUAAAAACAAAGUUGGAGAAUUCAUUAAAAUGCGACUUGAGACCAUAUGGUGGAACACUGGAAAAGUGUGGGAUCUCGUUCAAUGGUGCGAAGACAACCCAGCUAAAUCUACCUUUAAUUGAAGUUUGAUAUGAUUAGAAUAGAAAACUAAAUUCCACUGUAGUGUUUUAUAAAUAUACCAAUAUUUUUAUUUU